Molecule: messenger RNA, 1810 nt
Organism: Daktulosphaira vitifoliae (grape phylloxera)
Lineage: Eukaryota; Metazoa; Arthropoda; Insecta; Hemiptera; Phylloxeridae
Exons: 9
Coding region: 222-1715 (497 amino acids)
Biological process (GO): DNA replication, synthesis of primer
Cellular component (GO): alpha DNA polymerase:primase complex
Source: RefSeq, a predicted model, not a curated record
UAUUUUUUAUUCAUAAUUCUUAUGUGAUAAAGUUUUAAAGAUUAUUAAGUAAUAAAUAUGAAAUGAAUGAUUAGUUGUUAAUAAAAUCAUUACUUGUAUACUUUUUAAUUUAAAGUUAGAAUUAAAAUUGUUUUCAAUUUAUAAACAGUUUUAUAAAGAGUUGUAUAUAUAUUUUGCUUAUUGUAUUUCUAAUUGUUUUACCUACAUAGCAUUAAAGAAAAAUGAACUUUACUCCUAGUCGGAAAGCAGUUACAUCUGAAAAAACUGAAGAAUUUACUUUUGCUAAUGAUUUGCAACUUUAUCGGGAAAUUCCUGACAUAAGUUUGAAUUUAGAUGAAUUUGAAGAAUGGGCCAUUGAAAGGUUAAAAGUCUUACAGAUAUUGGAACAAUUAAGUUUGAAAGGUAAUACCAAUAACUAUGAAGAAUUUACAAAGUCAGUUGUUCAAGAAAUUAAGAAAGAAGGUUUAAAACAUAUGUAUAAAUUGAUAAGUGGUAAUCAUUCAAAAGAUCCAAUAGAGAGUUCAGAAAUAAGGAAAAGAGAUUUAUGUUCUCAUUUUAUUCUAAGACUUAUUUAUUGUAAAAGUGAUGAACUGCGUAAAUGGUUUAUAAAUAGAGAAGUAGAAUUAUUCAGAUUACGAUGGUCAUUUUUGUCCAAAAUUGAUAAAUUAAGAUUCUUAUCAUCGAAUGACACAAAUUAUUCAGCAGUUACUGAAGAAGAAUUUAAAAUAAUGUCUGAAAAUAUGAGUUCAUUCACAACUUCAGUUAGUAAUAAUGAAUACUUUAAAGUUCGUUGGAAUCAAGUUUUAGAGUUAAUACGUAACAGAAAAGUAUUUCUCCGGAAUGGCUUUGCGUAUGUUAUUCAAACAGAUGUUAUAUCUGGAAUUUGUCAAAGCUACAGAUCAGAACUUUCUCAAGAAUUAAUUAAAUGUUUCCAAAAAUUCAGUAUAAUUAGUGAAGAUGAACGAUUUGGGGCAUUUAUUAAAUACUUAAAUCAAUCUUAUAUGGGCAAAAAUUAUUCUAUUUCUGAAAACAUGUCUUCCUUAUCAAUCAACAAUAUUGACUAUGCUUCUAAGGAUUCUUUUCCAUUGUGUAUGAAACGAUUGCAUGUUGUUUUAAGGACUGAUCAUCAUUUAAAACAUCAAGCUCGUCAACAAUAUGGUUUAUUUUUAAAAGGUGCUGGGUUACCGCUUGAACAAGCUUUAAUAUUUUGGAGAUCAGAAUUUACUAAAAAAAUUGAUUCAAAUAAGUUUGAUAAACAAUACAGCUAUAAUAUUAGACAUAAUUAUGGUAAAGAAGGUAGAAAGACUAACUACACUCCUUACAGUUGUAUGAAAAUAAUUAUGAGUUCAGUGGGGAUGGAUGAAUACCAUGGAUGUCCUUAUAAACAUACUAAUAGUCAAGCUUUAAAACAAUUACUGGAAACUUCAAAUAUUUCAGUUCAAAGUAUUCAAGAAAUUUUAAAUCUUUCUCAAAAUGGUCACUACCAAAUUGCUUGUACCAAGUAUUUUGAGGCUAAACAUAAUGUGUCUCCAUCAUCUACAGCAAUUAACCAUCCAAAUCAAUUCUUUGAAGAAAGUCAAAAAUUAAAAGGGCAUGUAGAUGGUGCUACUAUCAUGAAUAGUUCUCAAAUAAAUUCAUCAAUGGUAGAUGAUAUAAAUAAUACAGAUUUUGAUCAGUCAAUUGUAAAUUUUAUUGAAAAUAUGGAUUGUAAUUAGUAUUUAUAACAUUUUUCAUUUUAUUAUAAUUAUUAUUUUUAAGAAAAUUAAACAUUUACAACUAAUCUUAUUAUUAAAAAUUUUUCAAUUUGUAA